Molecule: messenger RNA, 720 nt
Organism: Staurois parvus
Lineage: Eukaryota; Metazoa; Chordata; Amphibia; Anura; Ranidae
Source: the annotation of a GenBank genome assembly
AUGGCUCCCAGAGAGGGCACGGAGCGCGGUUCCGUCAUGGACGGUAUUAGGGCCAUCCUUCUGGGGCCGCCCGGAGCCGGUAAGGGGACUCAGGCCCCGAAACUAGCAGAAAAAUAUUGCGUUUGUCACCUUGCCACAGGAGAUAUGUUAAGAGCUAUGGUUGCAUCAGGAUCAGAGCUGGGAAAACGUCUGAAAGCUACAAUGGAUGCAGGAAAACUGGUCAGUGAUGAAAUGGUUGUAGAACUGAUUGAAAAGAACCUGGAUACCCCUCCAUGUAAGAAGGGAUUCCUGUUAGAUGGAUUUCCUCGUACUGUCAAGCAAGCAGAAAUGCUUGAUGAACUUCUUGAAAAGCGUCAAGAAAAACUUGAUUCAGUCAUCGAAUUUAGUGUAGACGAUUCUUUGCUUGUAAGAAGGAUCUGUGGCAGGUUGAUACACCCGACAAGUGGACGAUCAUACCAUGAAGAGUUCAAUCCUCCUAAAGUACACAUGAAAGAUGACGUGACUGGUGAGCCUUUGGUGAAACGUUCUGAUGAUAAUGAAGCUACCCUGAAGUCCAGGCUGGAGGCCUAUCACACUAUGACUGCACCACUUGUCGACUAUUACCAACGCCAUGGGAUCCAUACAGCAGUAGAUGCCGCACAGUCUCCAGAUGUGGUGUUCGCAAGCAUCUUGGCAGCUUUCUCCAGAGCUCGCAGUAAAGACCUUGUUAUAUUUUUGUAA